This is a messenger RNA of Ictalurus punctatus (channel catfish), 3352 nucleotides long. It is a transcript of the gene taf4b, whose product is annotated as TAF4B RNA polymerase II, TATA box binding protein (TBP)-associated factor. Gene Ontology annotation, molecular function: DNA binding; RNA polymerase II general transcription initiation factor activity; protein heterodimerization activity. Gene Ontology annotation, biological process: transcription initiation at RNA polymerase II promoter; DNA-templated transcription. The record is from RefSeq and is a predicted model, not a curated record. Lineage: Eukaryota; Metazoa; Chordata; Actinopteri; Siluriformes; Ictaluridae. The transcript is spliced from 12 exons. The coding region runs from base 137 to 2308 and encodes 723 amino acids. Gene Ontology annotation, cellular component: transcription factor TFIID complex.
GCUCAGCUAAUUGAAGAGGCGGGAUUUGUUUAAAUUCCGCACUGAGGACGACAAUGGCCGGGAAUCAGUUCACACUGAUAUGAACGAGGCGUUAUAUUGACACGGCACGACGCUGCUUGUGUUCUACAUUUCUGUCAUGUCUGAAAGCGAAAGCGCAAACGACUUUAGUAAAAUAGAUGAUUCGGCAGAAAAAGCGCGCGAAUCUCCAGAAACAGGAGCCACUCCACCAGCACCGUGCACUCAGGUAUCAGAUAUACACAAUGCACCUGAAGCCACCAGCGCGUCCCACACUUCAGCCAAAGAGUCAGUACCUCCAGAGGAAAGUAAUAUUCAGGCAUCACAGCCAUCUGAGGCACUCAAAAAGGAUCCUACUAAAGCUGAAGCUCUUUCCUCCAACAUGCUCCCCAACCCUGCUACACCUGUGACCUCCACUGUAACAUCUGCCUCCAUGGCUCCACCAUCAAAAGUCAUAGUGAGCUCUGCUGCGUCUGUCAGAUCUUCCACGCCACUGGUGGUGGGGGCGAGAGUGGUGUCAGCGGCUAUUACAGCAGCUGCGGCUAGUGGACAGAUCUCAGCUUCACAUCCUGGAGGACUCACUGUGAUAUCUAACCAGGUCAGACCUCCAGCAGUGACCCAAGCUCCACUCCGAGCAGCGAUCAUGACUUUGCCGCGGUCAUCGACUUUGCCGCAGAAUGCAACUGUGCCACGGAGCCCUCAGACUACAUCUCUCCAUCUACCUGCCAACUUCCAGAUCCCACAAGGUAUGGUUUUAAUACGCAGUGACAGUGGGCAGUUAAUGUUGGUUUCCCAGCAGGCUUUGGCUCAAGCACAGGCUCAGGGCUUAGUGCAAAAAUCAUCCAAUGUCACUACAACUGUAAGACCACAAGCCUCCCAGCCAACAGCCACGUCUAUCAUCAGAGUCUCUCUCCCAUCUUCAUCUGCAACGGUCGCCACCUUAGUAAAACCUGCCUCCUCGUCAGGAAAGGCUGUUCUGAUGCCCAGCUCCACCAUGAGCACUGCCAUAAUCAACGCCACCACUACAGGAAGCACUAUUAUUAAACCCCCCUCAGUGUUGGGGACAGGCCUAAAGCCAAGCUCCAUUACAGGGCCCACUGUCAUUAAAGCUACCUCUGCUCAGAAACCUCCGAUAAGCACCGCAGCAGGGACCAUAAGCCAAAGGACCAUCGCUGGCACCAAUGUUGCUUCUACAUCUGUAGUGAAGUCUGUUGGCAAGACAUCACUUUCUUCAACAGUUACUCAAAACAUCCACCCAGUUGGCAGUGGCCCCCGAAAUAUCUCCCCGAAUAUUCCCUUCAAAGCCAGCAGCAGCAAAGUGUCCACCCCGGUCACGGUCACAGCCGAGAAGUUGGAGAAUGUAAAGAAAUGUAAAAACUUUCUGAUCACGCUAAUGAAGCUGGCAUCGAGUGGGACCCGCUCACCUGACAUGGCACAGAAUGUUCGAGCUCUGGUCAAAGACCUGCUGGAUGGACGACUGGAAGCUGAGGAGUUCACUGAAAAACUUUACAUGGAGCUGAAAUCAUCCCCACAACCGUACCUGGUGCCCUUUCUUAAAAGAAGCCUUCCUGCUGUGCGUCAGCUCACCCCAAACUCACAACUGUUCAUCCAACAGUGUGAGCAGCCCAAAGCCUCCUCUUCAUCCAUAAUCAGCAGCAGCACCCAGAAACAUAGCCUUUCUUCUUCCACUACCAUUUCUCAGCCUGUCCGAGGCAGUGUACCAGCCAGACCCCCUCAAAUGGUGAUCCAGCAAACCAAAGGAGUGAUUGUGGAGCAGCGUGUGACAGCCUCACCUCGUGUUGUGUUGCCAGUGCAGAACCACACACAGCCCAAGCAGCCAGUCAUUCAGACCAACACACAGGCAGCAGCUGGAGGUUUUAAGAGGCAAUAUUCUCUCCAGGCAUCUAAAACCCCCUCUGGAUCAACUCAAGCAGCACAAACACAAAAUUUCAAGGACAGCACCUCAGGCUCAUUCCGUGAUGAUGAUGACAUAAAUGAUGUGGCGUCCAUGGCGGGUGUUAAUGUGAACGAGGAGAACGCUCGCAUUUUGGCGUCCAGUUCAGAGCUGGUGGGAACAGUGGUGCGCUCAUGCAGGGACGAGCCCUUCCUCCAGAUCACAGCACUGCAACAGAGAGUGCUUCAAAUUGGUAAUUCUCUGGGUGUUGCAGAGGUGAAUCCAGAUGUGCUUGGGUUACUUUCUCAUGCCACACAGGAAAGACUUCGUGAUCUGCUGGAAAAACUCACUGUUAUAGCACAUCAUCAUAACAUCUCUUACAGGGCUACCCUCUGUUAGGGUCCACCCAUCUCGCUCUCAACCCUGACCAGUUUCCCAGUCCCUGCUUAUGAAAAGCAUCCCUACACUGUGAUGCUACCACCACCAUGCAUCACUGUGGGGAUGGUGUUCUCAGGGUGAUUAGGAGUGAUGGGUUUCUAUAGUGCACUAUAUUGCUUCUAUAGUGCACCAUAGUGCACAAAGAACUUCUAACAUAGUGCUUUGUGCCAAAAAAUCAGACCAGAGAACCUUUCCCACGUUUUCUCCAGCAUGCUUUUCGGCAAACUCCAUAUGGGAUUUUGUCGUUAAUAACGUCUUUCUUUGCACGUUGUGGAGUGUCUGGGCUUUCCUAUCUGAGCUGUGGCUCUCUACAAUUGCUUCAGAGUUACUCUUGGCCUCUUGGUUAUUCUCUGACUAUCGUCCUCCUUACUCUUCUAAGCAGAGUCACAGUUGCUCUGCCAGAUGUGGGGUGUUCUUUUUUUGUUUUUUAUUUUUUUUAAACAAACCCUGAAUUAAACUUUCCCAGAACUUUGUUGUUUGGAGUUGUUUUGAUAGGUCAUUGGUCUUCAUGAUGCUGUUUGUUUAGGUAUGUUCACUAACAAACUCUGGGGCCUUCCAGGAACAUGUGGAUUUGUAUUGAGAUCACAUGGCACUUUAAUUACACACUGGUAGAUUCCAUUCAACUCCAUUUAAUAUGACUUCUGAUCUCAACUGGUUGUACCAGAACAAAUUUUUGGGUUUCACAGCAGUGAGGGUUAAUGCUUAUGCAAUCAAAACUUCUACAUUUAAUUUAUUUUUUAACAAUUAUAAAUAAUUUUGCAAUGUAAAUCCCCCCCCCCAAUAAUAAGGACUAUUUUAUGCAGAUUUAUAAGAAAAUCCCAGUUAAGUAUAUUUCAGUUCUAGGUUGUAACAUUACAGAAAUGGAGAAAAGUUCAAGGGGUUGAAUACUUGUGCAAGGCACCAUAGAAGUAAUGCAAAACAAAGAUAUGAAGAGUCUGUGGAUUUGAGUCAAAAACUGAAUGAAUAGGUACUGAAUGCUGUUAAAGCUUAAAUGCACGUUUCCGG